This is a messenger RNA of Sycon ciliatum, 3656 nucleotides long. RefSeq lists its product as uncharacterized. The coding region runs from base 430 to 3288 and encodes 952 amino acids. The record is from RefSeq and is a predicted model, not a curated record. NCBI's taxonomy places the organism in Eukaryota, Metazoa, Porifera, Calcarea, Leucosolenida, Sycettidae. The transcript is spliced from 13 exons.
CCACUGGGUGUGCACGAUAGCCGGAUAGGCCUUUGCCAGUUUAAACAAACAGUGCUAAGUGCUACAUGUAGUGUGGUGGGAACUGCCUGGAGAGCCGAGUCAUUCGGAGCAGCAACUCCGCGAGGUGGUUCAUGCCUCUGCGCCAGUCGUCACCGCUCUCUCCCGGAGUGCCAGUGAUAUUAUGUGACCCCUGGUACAACCUCUAGCGACGAAGUGCAGCUCGUGGUUUGAAGACUUUGUGAGCCCGCCAUCGUUCCAUAAGUACCUAACAUUUUGAUAACCUCGCUGCAGGAAAGGCCCAUGAGUAUGAGAUUGACAACCGAGAAUAGGAGAUGAUGAACAUAAGUAUUGGAAGGCCAUUGAUCGCCGCACCAACUAGCUCCAAGAUCCAGUGACCCGAAAGGAAUCGCUAAGAUCGACGCCUUGUCCAUGUGCUUCUGCUCAAUAGGAAUGAAGCCCUGGAUGGCGGUGUCGUUGCUGCUGCUGCUAAGCAUGCAGAUUCAGCUGCUGCAGUGUGCAGCUGUGCCUCCUACUUCCUCGACAUCUGCUGAAGGAUCAAUCUGCGGUGCACCAAGCCCACUGCGAUUCCAAGGCCUCCUUUACGCUAGGCAGCUGUCCUACAGGAACAGCGUGCGUGCCACGCAUUCAUCAUGCGAUUUGCAUGCGCCGUCGGGAAGUGCCAUGGCCGCGGUGGAGUUCAGUGAUCCUGGCUUCAUGAGAGUGUUCCGUCUCACCUGCAAUGUUCCGCCCGGUAUGUAUUCCGACGCACGCGCUUGCAUCUUUCAGUUCAGAGCUGCUCCCAGGGCCGGAAGAGCAGGACGUCUUCUACUUGCUGUAUUGCGGCCACCUGGAGUCUCCUACUGGAAUAUCACUACUAAGGACAUGAACAGAAAUCCGUUCAGUGAUCUGUUUGCACCCGGCUAUGGCAUGACUGAUCACAGCGUGAAGUUGGAUUACGAGGUUCUGCCCUACCCGCUGCCCAAGUCAAGUAUCAAUGACAGUGCCCUGGCUGUGAAGUCGUCGAUUGUCCUAAGAAGCUGCGAGGACAUGGACUGUGUGCCUCAGUACUGCAUGCAGAAGUGCUGCCUGAAACCGUCAGAUCAGACAAUGCUUGGUAACAUCUCCGGUACGUACACCAGUAGCCACAGUGCGGAAGUCAGCUACACUAUAGCGCAUGUCUAUCCCCACGGCGUUCAGCAAACCUACAAGGUGACCGUCCUGUACGAAGACAGACUGCGUUUCAACGUCUCAGCCAUCAGCGCGAUCACGGCAUCGUACGAUGCGCGCUGCCCGCCAGGCAGAUCGUCUCAGUUACCCGUGGAUACCCUGGAUGGAGACGUUGUCGUUCAAGUCCUUGAAUCGAAGAACACAUUCUAUCUGUGCAACCUUCCUAUUGGCAGGAGGUGGACACUUGGGUUGACGGCAUCCUACAAGGAUGGCAACUGCAGGUACAUGCCCACUCACUUCUCCACUGCUGUGCACAGUCCACUGUUCUGUGCGGGAGCUUCAGACAACAGCGCAGUGUGGUCCGAGUGGUCAGCCUGCUCUCCGUGUUCCUCGGCCACUCGCAGUCGCAAAGUGGUGAACCGCACGUGCCAGUCCUGGCAGCCGGCGCAUCCCAUUGGCUUGGAGGAGAACUGCACCUGCGUUCUCAGUUCUGGCACUGGACAGAUUGCACCUUUCUGUAGUGUGACAUAUCCUGUGCCACCGGACUGUUCAAACAGCAGUACAACGGCAGGCAGUGACAAUGGCGGUGUCAGUAGUAUGGUUAUUGGAGCCAUCCUUGGUACACUGGUGCUUGUAGGACUUCUAUUCUGUGUAUCGAGCCAACGAGCCUGGAAGGAAUUUAACCAUCCAACCAAUCACCAUUUCACAAACACAAACAGCGGCAUGAAAAGCUACUUGACCUGGAUUCACGUGGAAGGUGUUGAAAAGCACGACCGCACUGUAGCUAACUUCUUCUCCAUGGCAAAGCCAAGACUGAAAGUAGUACUGAAGAAACUGAGCAAGAAAACCGGCAGAGCGUGUGAAAUCCUGAUCGUCGUGGUAACCAAAGAGCUCAUUCUGCAAUACGAAGGAAAAUAUACGAGUGGCGACAUUGGCAAGUACCGAUUCUUGCAGUGUGUUCUUGAGAAGCGCAAGCAGCGAAGCUACCCAUACGAUGUUGUGGCACUGGCGUUGAAUGAGUGCAUGGACGAAACGACAUCACUGACGCAGGCAGAGUAUAAGAAGUAUUGUAGCAGCCCGUAUGUGCAGAUCCGGUAUGAUCACUCUGCAUCAACAGCGGCUGUCAAACCGCAAGUCCAGACUCUCGUUGAUGCUCUGCAGGCGUCUCAUCCAUCACCAAUUCCUCCUUGUGCCGGGUGUCUCAAUACACACAUGCUGCUGAAACAGAGGCUGAACAGGGACGAUGGUGUGAUGAACAUUCUGACCCUUCAUCCGCAUGAGCACGAGCACGCCCAGAGCUAUGGUGCCAUCAAGGGAUUCAUAUUGGGCAGCAUGGCGGAGCGACUCAAAGAUUUGUCGGUGGCUCGGCACGAGCAUGGGCACAACAGCUCAGAUGGAUUCGACAUUUUUCUGGCGUUCCUGAGUCAGGAAUCAGUAGGGCAUCUAGAGAAGAUUGGUGCAUUGCCUCGUCAAGAAGGCAAGUCUGAUUUUGCCCUGCAUGAUUUCUUUCUUUGCCGCCGUGACAACCGAGCAGCGCCAUAUCUGCUUGUGACGGUCAUUGUAGAUGACCCGGGCAAUGGCUUACAUCCGGUUAGUGUCAAACAUGUGCAGGAAAUGUCUGGCCUGCACACAGAUGCCAUUCUGUCGGCUCAGGCCAAUACCUUUGCUGCACUUCCCAAUGGGCUGACCAAUCCUGAUUGUGCGGCGUUGGCCGAAGAGAUAUACGAAGCGCUGACUCGAAUGGCCCUUUCGACUCCUGAUGUUCACUCAGCACUGAAUGAGGCUGCGACCAAAUUGCCUAUCGAUGGUCAAGCUGCAUCUGCACAUAACACUGGACGUCAUCCUAAGCCUGACACAUGUACAUCAUCCACCUGCCUGCCGUGUGAACAGGUCAUAGCCCGGAGGUCUGAGUGCAUGUCCACGGGCGCACCGGAAAGUGAUGGCCUUGAGCAGAGGCUGGAGAACAGCGAUGACCAGCGUAUCAGCUAUGCCAAGCAGCAAAGAAUACGCGGGCACAGUCCAAGAGAGAGUGCAGAUGCUAGAACUUCCCUCCAUCCCCAGCAUGACGCCGUACUUCCCGUCUACAGUGAAGAAUUAGGUAGAUUUGAAACUGCUAUGUAAGUAAGCAUGACUUGGAAUCAAAUUUUUUUGUUGUAUUACAUUUUUUCUCAACAGUGAGUCCUGCAGUUUCAGCUCCAGUACUAGCUUUAUAAAGUAGAUCUCAACGGUCUGAUCCUGGUUUACUCUGCCAUGACACAGAGUUCAUGAUGAUUAUAGGUACUCGAGUAUAAUCUAUAUUUGGAGUACUGAAGUGGUACACUCUUGUCUACAUGUACAUUAAUUUUAUAUAUCCUCCACACAGCUUGACAGGCCUAUUCAGGACAUACGAUUACAUCAGCACCCCAGAAAUGCCUCGGUUAUAUGAUGAUAUCACAGAACCUUAUUCUUCUAUUCCGGACCCCUAUUUCUGAAAAGUGCCUCAUCUUGAA